Molecule: messenger RNA, 1509 nt
Organism: Protomyces lactucae-debilis
Lineage: Eukaryota; Fungi; Ascomycota; Taphrinomycetes; Taphrinales; Protomycetaceae
Product: major facilitator superfamily domain-containing protein
Exons: 2
Coding region: 1-1509 (502 amino acids)
Biological process (GO): transmembrane transport
Cellular component (GO): membrane
Molecular function (GO): transmembrane transporter activity
Source: RefSeq, a predicted model, not a curated record
AUGGCUCCCCUCACUCACACUGAGUCUGGCAAAGGCGCCACAGAGUAUGUUGAGAACGUCUCUGAGGAGAAACUCAGCUCUGUGGAAGAGGAUGCUGAUAUUCAAUACUACAAGACUUAUGAUAUCAGCUCCAUCAUUCGCAAGAUGGACUUGCGUAUUCUUCCCAUCAUGAGUGCGCUCUACCUUAUGUCCUUCCUCGACAGAACCAACAUUGGUAACGCGAAAGUCGCAGGUCUCGCGGAUGAUCUCAAGCUUCGUCCCGCUCUUUACAACUGGAGUGUCACCUCGUUCUUCUUCACAUACUGCAUCAUUGAGGCCCCCUCAAACCUGAUGCUCAAGAAAUUUGGUGCCAAACUCUGGCUUCCCUUCAUCAUGGUUCUUUGGUCUGCGUGCUGCGUUGGUCUCGGAUUCGUUACCGACUUCAAGACUCUUCUCAUCACUCGUCUCGCUCUGGGUCUCGCUGAGGGUGGUCUCUUCCCCGGGGUUGCAUUCUACCUCACCACAUGGUACCCUCGUUCCCUCAUCGCUUUCCGCAUUGCCAUUUUCUUCAGUGCUGCCACCAUUGCAGGCGGUUUCGGUGGUCUUCUUGCAUAUGGUUUCCAGCACAUGGACGGUAUUGCUGGUCUCGCCGGAUGGCAGUGGAUCUUUAUCCUCGAGGGUGUGCUUACUUUCAUCGUUGCAGUGAUUGCAGUCUUUGUCAUUCCCAACAACCCACAAGAUGCGCCAUGGCUCAAGGCUGAAGAGCGCCAAAUCAUGGCUUGGCGCAUUGCCCACGAUGGUGACCUCCGCGUGCCCAUGGACGACGCCUUCAAGUGGCAAUAUGUUCGUGAUGCCUUGACCGACUGGAAGCUUUGGCUCAACUUGGUCACCUACUGGGGUGCCGCUGUACCUCUCUACAGCGUUGCGCUCACACUUCCUUCCAUUGUCAAGGGUCUCGGUUACACCACCAUUGACAGUGCACAACUUCACACUGUCCCAGUCUACAUUGUUGGUUGUGUGUUUGUUGUUCUUGCUGCUUGGGUUUCUGACAGGUGGAUGCGUUCACCCGUUGUCAUCAUCAUGCUCAGCAUUGCCGUUCUCGGUUGGGGUCUUGCCCUUGGCCUCCCAGUCAAGAGCAACGGUGCCCGUUAUGCAUCCAUGUUCUUGGCUUGCAUUGGCUCAUACGGUGCCUUUGUCCCUCAGUUGGUGACAUUGACCUCCAACGUCGGUGGCAAGACCAAGCGAGCUGUUGCUAUUGGUAUUCAAGUCGGUGUUGGUGGUCUUGCCGGUGGUGUGCCACCUUGGCUCUUCAAGGCCACUGAGGCCAAGAAGGGAUACCCAUUCGGUUUCCGAUCUGCCAUGAUCUUUGCCAUCCUGGGUAUCUGUUCGACCUCUGUCAACUGGUUCCUCUUGACACGCGCCAACAAGGCAAAGGAGGAGAUGAUCUCUUCUGGCCGCGCUGCUGCUAUGUCUGACGAGGAGCUCGCUGCUAUGGGCGACAGGUCGCCUUACUUCAAGUACAGCUACUAG